Messenger RNA from Lates calcarifer (barramundi perch), 432 nucleotides. Its product is annotated as cytidine deaminase-like. Lineage: Eukaryota; Metazoa; Chordata; Actinopteri; Centropomidae. The coding region runs from base 1 to 417 and encodes 138 amino acids. Gene Ontology annotation, molecular function: zinc ion binding; cytidine deaminase activity. Gene Ontology annotation, cellular component: cytosol. The transcript is spliced from 5 exons. The record is from RefSeq and is a predicted model, not a curated record.
AUGUCUCAGUCAAAUGACUGGAUCAAAUCUCUUAUUGAGGAGUCUCAGAAAGCCAAAGAGUUCUCCUACUGUCCCUACAGCCAGCUCAGAGUGGGAUCAGCCCUAUUAACAGAAGAUGAGAAGAUCUUCACAGGUUGUAACAUAGAGAAUGCCUGUUUCUACCUGGGCCUGUGUGCAGAGAGGACUGCCAUCAACAAAGCUGUGUCUGAUGGAUACACCAAGUUUAAGGCCAUAGCUGUGUCCAGCGACCUGGAGGAGCAGGUCAUCCCUCCCUGUGGCGCCUGUCGACAGGUCAUCAGAGAGUUUGGGGACAUACCCGUCUUCAUGACCAGGAUGGAUGGAUCCUACACCAGGAUGACUGUGGAGGAGCUGCUGCCUCUGUCCUGGAAUGCAGAGUACCUGAAGAAGAAUGAAUGAAUGACUGGAGACAGG